GCUACUUCCGGUUUCGCGGUUGAGCGUUGUUGUUCGUUGCUUCGGUCAACUUCACGACAAUCGUACACCGUCUAUUAUGAUUUAACCAAGUGAUGCGAAGCGAUCAGAGGUCGACUAAAAGACAAUUAUAAGUUUAUUCUAACAUCAAAUAAUGGAUAUCCUUAACGUAGAGAGUCGAGAGCCGGCUCUCCCUCUCUCUGCCCUGCGUCUGGUUGUUCCACCUCUCCGGCUGAUGUCAGCAUUUCUAUGGCAGGUGAUUCAGCGGCGCAAUGUGACACAGUACGGGAAACUGGAGCAAUUUGUAAAUCUGGUGACAGAGAACGUUCCAGACAUCAUGAGUCGGAGUCUGGUUAAUAAACUAAUCUUUCACAUGAGAAAAAAGGUGAUCCUAGAGCUUUGUCUGAAAGAUAAAAUGCCAGAUCUGUGGAUCAUUCAGGCACAUCUGGAUUCUCUCCGAAAUCUCACACACAAAUGUAAAGAUGUGGAAAGUGAGAUCAUCAAUAACAAAUUCAUUAGAACGAUGCACAGCAUUUUAGAAGACACAGAAAAGAAAGAGGAUUUCCUCCAGCACAUAUUCCCUGUAGAAUAUGGUUCAGGAUAUGAUGCAGUUUUACAGAGUCUUGCAUGGGAGUUUCUGUCUCGAGUGGAAGAUCUGCUGCCGGUGCCCAAUCUUAAAGAGACAGCUUCCCGGCUCUGCGGUGGCCUCUCGAUGAUGGAGGAGAUCGUGCAGCCACUCUCAGACCCAGCUGAAAUCAAGGAUGUGCUCCAGCACUUUAAAAGCAAAAGACUGCACACAAUAAACAAUGAGGACUCUCCCAGAGUUAUCAGUGAAAUGUCCAUUCCCUCUGCAGCGGAAGUAGUUUGUUUGCCUCAUCCAAUCGCACAAGAAACAAUGUCCCCUACCAUUACCAUCGAGCAAGAGGAACCUCUGCCUCCCACUUCCAUUGCACAAGAGACGAUUAUCAUUGAAUCCGAAGCCACAGAGAACCAAUCCGAAUCAGAUCACGCUGCCAUCGCUAUAAUGAGCCCCUCUCAGAGCUACACAGAAGAAGCAGAGACUUUAGCUGUCACUGAGGAGUUUGCGACAAUAGAAGAAGCAGAGGACGGAUUACAACAAGAGGAGACUCUCUGCGAAGAGAAAGACUCGGGUAUAUGUGAAGUCCAGCAGAUCUAUCUCACCGCCGACGGCUCUACGGUAGUGGUGUCAGAGUUUGAUAAUGAAGGAGAGGAAGUGCAGUUUCUCGAGCAAUCAGAAAUGGUGGAAACGCCUGGUGUGCGGCAGGUCAGUUUAGAGCAGUGGAUAUCAGAGUUGACUGGAAAGGGCGUCUCACUGCCUGUUUUGCCUCCGACUCCUGUUGAGAUCGUGAGGGAGGAGACCAUCUUCGUUCCUGUCAUAGAAAGACCGCCAUCUGUAAAGUCCAUCAUACACAGAAAAAGCAGUCCACCUAGAGCUGCGGUAUCCAAAAAGUCAGCAUCAGCCUCCCUGGAAUCCCAAACAACACAGGAUGAGAAAAGACACGCUUGUCCAGAGUGUCACAAAGAGUUUCGCUUCGAGUGCCUGCUCAGGAAUCACAUGCGCACACACACUGGCGAACGCCCGUUCCAGUGUUCGGACUGUGGAAAAAGCUUCAGGUGUCUGAGUUUCUUGACCAAUCACAUCAAAACACACUCGCUCGCCAGACCAUUCAAAUGCUCGCAAUGCAUCAAGACUUUCCGCAAGAAAGCCGACCUCAUCAAGCACAUCCGUGUGCACACUGGCGAAAAACCAUACAAGUGCACAAUCUGCGGCAAGAGUUUCUCGCAAGGCUCCUAUUUGAAGAUCCACCGCGAAUGCCACACUUCAGAAAACCUCCACCAGUGUCCUCACUGCGACAAAAGUUUCCCCACAGCCUUUAAGCUGUCAAUACACGUCCGCUACCAUUCCAUGGAGCGAUCGUACAAGUGCAGCCAGUGUGGGAAGAGUUUCAUCUACGCCAGCCUGCUCAGAAGACACAAAGGCUACCAUGCAGGCGAGCGCCAGUAUCUGUGCUCCAUCUGCGGCAAGUCUUUCGUCUACAUGUUCGACUUGAAAAAGCACCAGCGCAAUCAUGAAAGACCCAGACUUAAGAUCCCGUGCACCCUUUGCCACAAGACGUUCGCUGGACCAGAGAUGCUGAGAUGCCACCUGCGUAUACACACCGGAGAGCGGCCAUUCCGUUGUAAAAUAUGCGGAAAGGCUUUUUCUCAGAUUGGGAAUAUGAAGAGACAUGAGCGCGUGCACACUGGCGAAAGACCGUUUACCUGUGAAAGAUGCGGAAAGACUUAUAAGCACUCGUCACAUCUUAAGAACCACAUGCUGAGCCAUACAGGUGAGCGGCCGUGGCAGUGCUCCCACUGCGGAAAGAGCUUCAAGUUUGCCGGACCGCUGAAGAAGCAUGAGAGGACGCAUCUUGGGGAACGUGGGAAUCGCAGAAGAAGCUACGACCAAACUCGGGGCCGUGCGAAGCCAGAUCCCAAAAGCCCUUAACUGAACAUCUCUAUCUGGCUAAUUAAAGUGACUAGUUAAUCAUGUAACUCAUGGGUCUCAAACUCAAUUCCUGGAGGGCCGCAGCUCUGCACAGUUUUCCUCCAAGCCUAUCAAACACAGCUGAUCCAAUUAAUCAAGGUGUUCAAAAGAGUUAUGAACACCUUGAUUAAUGAGAUCAGCUGUGUUUGAUCAGGGUUGGUGUAGAGCUGCAACUCUCCAGGCCGUCGCGUUUGCGAUCUAUGGUGUAACUAAUCACUACUUUAAAACAGGGGUGUCCAAACUCGGUCCUGGAGGGCCGGUGUCCUGCAUAUUUUACUUCCAACCCCAAUUAAACACACCUGAACCAGAUAAUCAAGCUCUUUCUAGGUAUACUAGAAACUUCCAGCCAGGUGUGUUGAAGGAGCUAAACUAUGCAGGACACUGGCCCUCCAGGACCGAGUUUGGACACCCCUGCUUUAAAAGGAAACAUGUUUUUUCAAACCAUACUUGUUUAGGCAAGAUACCUUUGUACUUUACAUAGUUGAUGGCAUUUAUGUUGAUAACACUUAAAGGGAUGAUUAAAAAAUUCAAAUUUGCUGUUUAUUUACUCUCUCUCAGGCCUUCAAAUGUAUUGUUGGUUGUAUUUUUUUUUGUCUUUAGCAUAACAUUAGAAACUGUGGCCCUUGGUGAUCUAUAAAAUAGUCAACUAGUACUUUGAUGGUCACUCAAAAAAAAAGAGAUGAAAUAAAUACCCCGUGGGUCCUGUCGAAGUACAAAGAGGCAAGAUAGAUGGUUGAUGAGGCAGUUGAAUCAAGGUCAUGCUGAGUUCACACUCACAGAUAUUUGACUGAAUAGAAUAUGCAUAUUUGGCGUGCUAUGCGGGGAAAGGGCUCUGAGCUCGGGAAGACACCCUAACUCGUGUUGUUCCCUCAUCAGGAUAGAGCGAGAUAAGGUCCGAGCCCAGUGUCUAGCCUGGCUCCAGAACGCUCCCCCCUCAGAUUUAAAUAGGUAUCGGGUUUAAUAGUGUGGAGUUGGGGUGGUGGAGGGACGCUGAAGUCGAGAGAAAACAGAGGUAUGACGUGUUUGACUGUUUAUAGGGGUUUGGUCAUGAGCUGAUUGGAUAAUAGAAUAAUUGUCUGAUGAAUUAGCCUGGUCAAAGACUGAUCGUGCUCCUCCCGAAAUUUGUUUAUAAAACAUUACUUUCAGCAUUCAGUUACUUGUAGAAUAUUCAGUAUUAAAGUUUUUUUUUUCCAGCAUAAAUUUAUUUUUACUCUUGAAGGCCUGCUAGCUGUUGAUUUCUAAAUCACCAAGGACCAGUUUCAGCUCAAAUAUUCUUCAGUGUUAUACUAAAGUGAAAAAGUUCAUCUACAUUUUGAACAGCCUGAGGGUUAGUAAGUUAAUGGCAGAUUUAAAUAUUUAGGUGAACUAUCCCUUCAAGUCCAGAAAGCCUGUUGUCAUAAUCAUUACGUUUUUUUUUUCAAUCAUGCUGGACAAAGAAUCAGAAAUAAAUAAUCUGUUUAUUGCACAGUAAAAUUCCUAAACAACACAGUGUUGGAUUUAAACCAUUGUUAAUGUUUGUCUUGAAGCAGUAUUUGUCUAGCAAAACUGUAAUACUGUUCACUUUCCCAUCAUUGAGCAGAAUGCAUUGUAUUGUUAUAUACAAUUGGCUCAUGCCAGUACACAUUAGAUAUACUCUUAAAAAGAGAUGGAGAUGUGAUCAAUGAGCUUUGGCAUUAUCCUGUUUAACAGUGACGUAGCAUUUGUAUAAUGUAUAUAUUAAAAUUUGUAACAUCUAGCAAA
This is a messenger RNA of Danio rerio (zebrafish), 4285 nucleotides long. NCBI's taxonomy places the organism in Eukaryota, Metazoa, Chordata, Actinopteri, Cypriniformes, Danionidae. The record is from RefSeq and is a predicted model, not a curated record.